UUUAAAAAUUAAGUUGUAAUAUUUUGCAAAACUUUCUCUACCAUAAUUAUAUUUUUAAACUAAAUACAAGAUAUGUAUUGAUUGUUCAUGAGAAUUAAAUGGCUGAUAAAAACAUCAAAGUAAUCCAUCAGUUUCUUUUAGAUCAUAAUUUUGAGAGCACUGCUAAAACUUUAAUUCAAGAAGUCUCAAAAAUGGGCUUUCAAAAUUCGGCAUGCAAAUUAGAAACUACUGCAGAUCCGUAUGCUCAAUUAAUAUUAUAUUACAAUAUUGGAGAUUAUUCAACCUUUUUCCAGUUAUGGAACGACUUGUUUUCUAAUAGCACUAAACAGUGCGAAGAAUAUAAAAAGUUAACAUUUUAUUUACACGUGCAUUUUGCUAUAUUACCUAAACGUAAUUUAUACGUUGAUCAAUAUAAAAAACAUGAAUCGACAUCAGAAAUAAAUACACCAAAAUUGUCUUCAGUAAAAGAAAAUUCUGUUUUGAAAAGAUGCAAAGAGAACAAUGCAACUGAAAUCGAAAAAAAUAUAAAUAACAGCAUGAAACAAUUACAAGAUUACUUGAAUGGAGAUGGCAAGGAAUUAGAAAAUGACAUAGAAUUACAAUCAUUUUACGCACUUCCGUUUGUAGAAGACAUUUAUGCAGACACUUUUUUCUCAAAAAUAUUAGAACAGCGUUGGUUGGAUGAAUUAUUAAGGAAUCUAGACUUAUUUAUUAAAAAUCAUAAACAAGAUCCGAUCGAUUUGAACAAUAUAAAUCUUAAUAAAGUGCAAUCGCGGGAUUUAGUACAAGUGCAUACUGUGCCAGUAACAAAAAUGAAAGUUGUAGAAUUAGAUGCUGCACCAAAUAAAACUGCAAAGAAUAAUAUUUCAAUCGUGCCAAACGAUAGAGAUAUACCCAUAUUUUUAGAAGACCAUGACGAUGAAGAACAGUACAGUUUAGCUCAUAAAACAAGUCGUAAUUUAAAAUCGAAAGAUACACAAACACAUAUUACUGGAGAUCAAAUUAUAAUUAAUAAUUUCCGAGAAGAUGUACUGAAUGCAGGAGAAAGUGUUAACAGUUUAGUGAAGAUGCACAAACUAGACAAAAAAUUGAUUCAAUGCAAUCAGGAAUUGGCAUUGACCAAGACUCAUUUAUACAAUAUUCAUACAAAUUAUGAGAAAUUAAAAGUGAGAUUUCAUAAAUUACACGCGGACUAUCAUAAGCUAAUAAACGUUGCCGGAGAAUUAACGGUGGCAUUGGAAAACUCAGUGAAAGGGCAAACUGUCGAUAUACAACAAACGCUCGAAAUUUGCAUGAAGAUAUUUCCAGAUUUAUUUAAUCAAAAUAUAAGAGAGGCUUCCCAACCAUCCUUGUUGCAAUUCAAUCAUACUGUAAAAGCAGUUGCCCAGCCUAAACUCGAUCACAUCGCACUACCGAUAUCUCCAAAAUUAUUAGACUAUAAAAAAAUCAAGUUACAUCUUCUUAACGGGGACGUGAAGACAAAGUUAUUGCUAUUGCAAGCAUUGCGUUGGAAAAUAACGCUCGCGCAGCUAAAUGAACAGGAUGAAGUCUUGCACGAAUAUGUGAGCCACGAUUUGUUGGGACUUCAUGGACAAAUUGCUAGCGACAGUGGCAAGCCAAUUCUACCAUGCUUGCUGACUGCAGGAGAAGCUUAUGCUAGGCAUCUUUUACAGCAGUUUACUGCGCGAUUAUUAAACACAUUGGCAUCCUUCAGAUGCGGAAGAGAUUACUUGUCGGUCGGAUCUACCAUCGUAAAUGUGAUCUUUACUUGUCUCGAUAGUAAUUACGCUGAGGGAGUUGACAUUUUCGCGUGUGACAUGAUGGUGGCGAUGUUACAGAAACUAUCUUUACGUAGACAGCAACGGAUAUACAUGAUAGAAAACGGAUUGCUGGAAUGGUUGAUCAAUCAUUUACACGAUAAAUGUCGCGUUAUAAGUUUAUACAGGCUUGAAUAUGCUACCGCACUUUUAAUGAAUCUGUCGUUACAUCGGUUAGCGCAAGCUAGAGCAUCUAAGAUACCAUCUUUACUUGUUUCUACAUUACUCAUCCUUCUCUCAAUAGAUCAUUCAUCUUCUCUACCAUAUAUCAAUGGAGCGCUAAACAAUUUUCUAAACAAUCCUGUAAUCAAUGAGGAAGCAAAGAAAAUUAAAUGUUCGAAUAUAUCGGAUUAUCUUGGUAGCAAUCAAAAAACUACGAAAAUAAGAAAGCAUCUAGAACAUAUAUUGAAAAUACAGAGGCGUGAAAAUGUUAAUACGCCGCAAGAAGAGACUGGGGAUGAUGAUAACGAAGAGUUGGACGUGUUGGAAAAUGAAUUAGACGAAAAUGAUCCAUUACAAAAUUAUGUCGGUGAAUUGAAUGGAGAAACGCUGCUUGCAAUGUGUUAUAGCGUUUCUUCAAAGAUUCCUCAGGAUGCUAUAACCACGGAUACAACUUUACAAAAGAUAUCUACGCUGAAUCCUAUUAAUUUUUACGACAAUCAACACAAUAAUCAUCUUUUCAAACGUCCAUCAUAUCCUUUGUUAAGGGACAGUAGUGAGACUGCAAUAACAUCUUCUGUGACUCUAACAUCCGGUCGCGAAAAUGGUCAAACAGAAAUGGAGAAAUUCAGCAGUAUAGCAUCGCUGAAUAGUAACAAUUAUGAUAACAUAGUUAAUGAUAAUUUAUGGAAAAAUAAUUCAGAACUUGCUAAAGAAGAAGAAGCAUUUUUGGCCAAGCCUAAAUUAUCAAGGACACCUCCAUAAAUAUAAAAAUUCCAGGAUGAAUUCAAUUAAAAAAUGCUAGUUUCUUCAUAUAUAUAUAACAAUCAUAUUGAAUUAUAGAAUUAUGAUAACUAAAAUUUUUAUUUUAACAAUUGCAGAAUUUCUCACAGUGCGU
This is a messenger RNA of Cataglyphis hispanica, 2874 nucleotides long. Its product is annotated as lisH domain-containing protein ARMC9-like. The transcript is spliced from 16 exons. Lineage: Eukaryota; Metazoa; Arthropoda; Insecta; Hymenoptera; Formicidae. The record is from RefSeq and is a predicted model, not a curated record. Bases 99 to 2741 code for a protein of 880 amino acids. Gene Ontology annotation, biological process: cilium assembly. Gene Ontology annotation, molecular function: protein binding. Gene Ontology annotation, cellular component: ciliary basal body; centriole; ciliary tip.